This is a messenger RNA of Effrenium voratum, 786 nucleotides long. The record is from the annotation of a GenBank genome assembly. NCBI's taxonomy places the organism in Eukaryota, Dinophyceae, Suessiales, Symbiodiniaceae.
AUGCGUCGGCACUUUGGGUACGUGGCCCCAUGUACACGCAUGCCCCCGGAAAGUCUGGUCUCUGGCUGCGGCAAGCGUGCGAAGCAGAUCUUCCAGGAUGGGCAAUGGCCUGACAGCGAGGAGGGCCUCCGGGAUGGCAUGCUGCGCCUUUGGCGCAGGAAGCUCAAGAUUGUCUCGGAGCUGGCGAACGGCCCCGAGGCCUGUGUGACGGACGUGCCCGAUGACGAUCUGGAAGACCGGCUUCUUCUGGGCAAGGGCUUUCAGAGCUUCAUCGACUGCCUGGCUGAGGGUGCCAAGGUUCAGUUGGAUGACCCCGUGAAGGAGGUUUCGCAAGACGGCACUGGUGUCACCAUGAAGCUGAGAUCUGGGAAGUCCUUUCGCGGGUCCUUUGGCAUCGUGACAGCGCCUUCCGGCGUCCUGGCGGAGCUGCAUCCAGACAGUGCCAUCCAGUUCCAGCCAGAGCUGCCGGAAGACAAGCGAAGAGCCUUGCGGAGGCUAUCCAUUCCUUACCGCGGGGCCUCCACCCACGAGAAGGUGGUGCUGCGCUGGCCAAAGAGCGACCCUUUCGUGGCGGCGAAGCUAGCGCCUCCGGGAGCCGCAUUGCAGUUUGAGACGACGGACGUGAGGUUCCACUUUUUGAACCUUCACAAGUACGGCCGGGAAGGUCAGCUGCUGUGUCACAUUUGGGGCGAUGCCAACUGGGAGGAGCACUCCAGUUUGGGUGAUGAGGAGCUGGCGCUCCACGUGGUGAACGGGUUGCGUGCCAUGUUCCCAAAGGACGGGUGA